AUGACAGAGUCUAAUAAAAUACUAACCCCCGAAUAUCUAGACUGGCAUGCCAAAUUAAGUGGAUUACCAAGCGUUUUGACGGAUAAGAUUCGUUCCAAAUUAUACAAAAAAUAUAAAAAACAAACUGGAAAUGAGCCAUGGCAACUAUCGGAAGCUGUGAUAGAUAUGUUAGCAGAACCUUGCUUUAGCGCCUCCGGUCAAGCCUCUGAUUUCAAGCCUAUCACUUUCGAAGCCAGACCCAAUCCAGAAUUAAUUAUCAAAUCCGUCUUAGAGCACUUCCCAUACUUGAAAUUCCGAAAUAGUUUUAGAAGGAUUGAUAAUUAUGAUUUUACAUCACCUCAGCCGUAG
Molecule: messenger RNA, 348 nt
Organism: Rhizophagus irregularis DAOM 181602=DAOM 197198
Lineage: Eukaryota; Fungi; Glomeromycota; Glomeromycetes; Glomerales; Glomeraceae
Source: RefSeq, a predicted model, not a curated record